Camelus dromedarius (Arabian camel) is the source of this 177-nucleotide messenger RNA. RefSeq names its product ATP synthase membrane subunit K, mitochondrial-like. The record is from RefSeq and is a predicted model, not a curated record. The coding region runs from base 1 to 177 and encodes 58 amino acids. Lineage: Eukaryota; Metazoa; Chordata; Mammalia; Artiodactyla; Camelidae. The transcript has a single exon.
AUGGCAGGUCCAGAAACUGAUGCCCAAUUCCAUUUCACUGUUAUCAAAAAACAUUUCAACUCUCACACUCUCACAGGGAGAAUGAAUUGCGUACUGGCCACACACAGAAACACUGUUUUGACAGUCUUAUACUUCAAGUUAAGGUCUAAAAAAACUCCGGCUGGGAAAGUAACAUGA